AUGGGCCUGCGAGAUAGGCUCAUGAGGAGGGACGAUAGCAGCGCAGAGCACAACCCCGCCGCCGCCACGGAAAAGACCAACAACAUCAUCGGUCAAAACGGCUAUGUUCCCGAAUUUACCUUUGUACGGUCCGACACAGCUUCCAUGGAGGUGAUACAUCCUGGCGACGAAAAACUCAGCAGCAACAGGAGUCCUCCGCGGCAUAACGCCCCCGCGCCCCACGACAACGACGACGACGAUAGCCCUGCGCAACACCUCUCUCCCUCCAAAGAACCAGGUAGCGGUCUGCGCCGCAGCCUGUCCAUAUUCCACUCGAACCGCUCGCGCAGCGCCUCAGUGUCGUCGCAGGCCAGUACCCAGUCGAGCAGCGGCACCCGCCGUCGGCGCCUCUCGGAGCGACUGCACCUGCGACACCGCCAGCCGGAGUCGUCGGACAGCGUGCCCGACAACCUGCCAGCGAUCACGGUGGGCACAGCCGACGAGGCGCAGUGGGAGCAGCGGGCCACGCUGCUGGCCGAGCAAAACAAGAUUGCGCGUAGCGCGCCGGGGUCUCCCAGCCUGGAGGGCAGUAUGGCGAGCUUGAAUAUUGCGCCUACGGCGGCGGUGGGCAGUGGUACUCCGUCGGCGGAAGGUGGCCGGAGUAGAUCGCGGAGCAACUCGCCGGGGUUGGCGCCGCCGAAAGCUGUAUCGUCGAAAAAGAUUGACGAUGCUAUUCAAGAGGCGAUUCGACUGCACGAGGCCGGCGACGUGGCGCAGUCGACGGCCAUCUUCGAAACUUUAGCUGACCCUCAGGGCGCCAAUAGUCCGCUGAGCCAGGUCAUGUUCGGGAUGGCCUUACGGCACGGUUGGGGAUGCAAGCCAGACACGGAGCGGGCCGUCACGUACAUCUCAGCCGCGGCGUCCAACGCGGCCACCGUCGAGGCCAUGGCCCUCCAAGCGGGCAUCAAGCGCGGCGGCGCGGCCAAGGGCGAGCUCGUUCUCGCAAUUUAUGAGCUGGGCAACUGCUUCCGCGACGGCUUAGGCGUACCCAAGGAUCCCGUCGGCGCCAGGCAGUAUUACGAAACAGCGGCCAACCUCGGCGAUACUGAUGCCAUGAACGAGGCGGGCCGGUGCUACCUCCAAGGCUUUGGCUGCAAAAAGGACAAGUUUACAGCAGCUCAGUACUAUCGCUUAGCAGAAAAGGCAGGCAACAAGACCCUAGGCAACUCAUGGUAA
This is a messenger RNA of Beauveria bassiana ARSEF 2860, 1215 nucleotides long. RefSeq names its product cell cycle inhibitor Nif1. NCBI's taxonomy places the organism in Eukaryota, Fungi, Ascomycota, Sordariomycetes, Hypocreales, Cordycipitaceae. Bases 1 to 1215 code for a protein of 404 amino acids. Gene Ontology annotation, molecular function: protein binding. The transcript has 5 exons. The record is from RefSeq and is a predicted model, not a curated record.